This is a messenger RNA of Pyrus x bretschneideri (Chinese white pear), 1470 nucleotides long. Its product is annotated as NAC domain-containing protein 90-like. Gene Ontology annotation, molecular function: DNA binding. Lineage: Eukaryota; Viridiplantae; Streptophyta; Magnoliopsida; Rosales; Rosaceae. Bases 272 to 1132 code for a protein of 286 amino acids. The transcript is spliced from 3 exons. The record is from RefSeq and is a predicted model, not a curated record. Gene Ontology annotation, biological process: regulation of DNA-templated transcription.
GAGCACAAGCGCGGAGAACGUUCCAAAGCAAAUAAAAAAUCUGUCUUUCCCUUCUCCUUUCACUCGGCCUCCUUUUUGCGCGAUCUCAUUUACAUAAUUUCAAUCCAUUAAUUCCAUCAGUCGUCUGCUAUAUAUAUAAUGAUUGAAACGUACGUAUCGGGCAACAUAUAUAGAAACCUGAACAACUAGCUAGCUUUGAGCUUUCUUUAUUUGGGUAGCUGGAAGUAGUUUUUGUAGGGUUAGGGCAGAGGGAGCUGGAGAGGCAGAUGCAAUGGAGGAUUUACCACCUGGAUAUAGAUUCUACCCAACAGAGGAAGAGUUGAUUUCGUUUUACUUGCGCAACAAACUUGACGGGAGGAGUGGGAACUUGAACCCAGUUCUAGACCGAAUCAUACCCGUUGUUUACAUUUACGAGUUUAAUCCAUGGGAACUCCCACAGGUUUCGGGAGAGGUGAGCCAUGGAGAUUCAGAGCAGUGGUUCUUUUUCAUCCCAAGACAAGAGAGUGAAGCUCGAGGAGGGAGACCGAGACGACUCACAACAACUGGGUAUUGGAAAGCAACAGGAUCUCCAAGCAUUGUUUACUCUUCCAAUUCCAAUUACAAUCAUGCCAUAGGGCACAAAAGAACCAUGGGUUUCUACACUGGCAGAGCUCCACAUGGAAAGAAAACCGAGUGGAUGAUGACUGAAUACAAAGCCAUCGAAGUUCAUGCAGAUCAUAAUAAUCAACUAUCAAUGACAGCUUCUUCAUCAAACACUAGUACUAGUACUCCUCCUGCUCCCACGUUAAGGGAAAAAUUCAGCUUAUGCCGAGUGUACAAGAAAUCGAAAUGCCUUAGGGCAUUUGACAGACGACCUCCAGGGAUUGAGAUCACAAGAAACCCUACCUUAAUCAUUCAAGCAGCUCCUGCUCAGGGUGCAAAUCAUCUGGAUCAAGGGCUGACAACGUCAAAUAGGAAUCCUCAUAAUAUUGGAGAUAGAACAAACUUAAGCUCACUGGACAGUUCAUCCUCAGGAGACCAUGGCUCUCAAUCCUCUCAACCAGAACAAAGUUGGACUUUGCCAAUGGCCGUUGAUGAUGAAGCUAUUUGGGAAUGGGACGAAUUAAUGGAUAAUUGGCUCCAUUGGUUUUAAGGGGUGGACAAGAUGAAAUUGAAGAAAAGAUUACGUUUCCACAAAUGAAAUGUUUAGCUACUAGGAAAAUGGAUUAAUGCAGGUGGAAUCAUUUGUAGGGUUUAACCGUUCUAACGUAAAGUUUGUGCUACAAUUUGGAAAAGAAAGCCAAAUUCAUAUUGUACUAAACUUGCCCUCACAAGUCUAGCCUAUCUUGAUCUCUUUUGCUUCGUUUGAAACAAAAACCAGUAAGUUCUUGUCUAAUGUGUUUCAUAUGUAUUAUGUACGUUUCUUGGACUAUUUUGUAUAACCUUGAAAGUUUGCAGAAGUAACUAAUAGAAUUUAUCACUUUGCUUACA